AUGGACUCUAAUGCUGGGCCCUCAAAGAGAGUAAAAUAUGGAGAUGCUGAUUUUGAAGCUGCUUUACUGAAAUGGGCAGAGGAAGUCGAUUCUGGUGGAAGCGAUAUCAAAUCAGAUGGCGACUAUAUAGUAUCGGACAUUGACACUGAGUCGGAGGUUGAAUUCGACGAAGAGGACAACGAAAAUCUAGGUGAAAUCAGUCAUACCGAGAUAAUCCAGAAAUAA
Acanthoscelides obtectus is the source of this 225-nucleotide messenger RNA. The record is from the annotation of a GenBank genome assembly. NCBI's taxonomy places the organism in Eukaryota, Metazoa, Arthropoda, Insecta, Coleoptera, Chrysomelidae.